CUCGAAAGCACCAUGAGUCUCCAGGCAGCAAUGCGCCAGGCCGCGCCUCAGUACAGCAGCAGCAAACCUUCGGCCGGCGUUGGCAUGUGGACUGAGGAAGAGCACGCCCGCUUCCUCGAAGGCGUCAAGCUCUUCUCGAGCGGACCCUGGAAGCGUGUGGCCGCCUACGUCGGCACGCGAAAUGUACGCCAAACCAUGACCCACGCGCAAAAGUACCGGUUGAAAGCAGCACGCCGACUGCGCGAGGCUCAGCGCAAACAGGCAGCGGCGCGACACGGACUGCACAGUACCCGUCGGGGCAUCGUAGUGGACAACGCGCUUGCGCAACGAUCAUUGCAGACGCCGUCGUCUGCCGGUGGUCUCGGUCUUGGCUCCUACUCAAAGAUGCGGCUACCCUGUACCUGCACUGAAAAGGACUGUCCGCAUAUGGACGAUGCCAGUAAGAUCUACAUGUCCAUUGCGGACGCUAUCGAAAUCCUCGACUCCAAGUCCUCGGUUGUCUCAGUAGCAGGCUCACCGGUAUCCUCGGAUGACCCACUCGGUAACACUUGGCUAAACGUUGGAACUUUCGACCCCGUGAUCAAGAUGGAUGGGAUCAGCAAAGACGACCUCAUCCCGUUGGACUCUACAGCCAGUGAUUCGGGCGAAUUCCCAACGCUUGAAGAUUGCGCCAGCGAAUUGUUGGAGUUGCUCUUCUGA
Molecule: messenger RNA, 699 nt
Organism: Phytophthora infestans T30-4
Lineage: Eukaryota; Oomycota; Peronosporomycetes; Peronosporales; Peronosporaceae
Product: myb-like DNA-binding protein, putative
Exons: 1
Coding region: 13-699 (228 amino acids)
Molecular function (GO): DNA binding
Source: RefSeq, a predicted model, not a curated record